CCUCGUCGGACGAAACCUACACGUAGUUCUGCUGCUUCUGCUGUUUACACUCCCUUUCUAUUCACCGAAUUACUCUCCGUUAAUAGUCCAAAAUGUCGAAGAGUGAAGUUCUGAUGCUCCGUGGAACCCUUGAGGGUCACGCUGGAUGGGUUACCUCGCUCGCCACUACCCCCGAGAACCCCGAUUUGUUGUUGUCUGCCAGCAGAGACAAGACUCUUAUCGUCUGGGAUCUGACUCGCGAUGACAACGCCUACGGUGUCCCCAAGCGCAGCCUGCACGGCCACUCGCACAUUGUGCAGGACUGUGUGAUCUCGUCCGACGGUCUGUACGCUAUCUCUGCGUCGUGGGACAAGACCCUUCGCCUGUGGCAGUUGUCGACCGGCAAGACGAUCCACCGAUAUGUCGGCCACACCUCCGACAUUCUGUCGGUCUCGUUCUCGUCCGACAACCGACAAAUUGUGUCUGGAUCGCGCGACAAGACGAUCAAGCUGUGGAACCUCCUCGGUGAGUGCAAGUACACCAUCACCGAGAAGGGACACACCGACUGGGUUUCGACCGUGCGAUUCUCGCCCAACCCGUCGAACCCGGUUAUUGUUUCUGCUGGAUGGGACAAGCUUGUGAAGGUUUGGGACCUCGAGCUUGCCGAGUUGGAGACUGACCACAUUGGACACACCGGAUACAUCAACGCGCUCACGAUCUCGCCCGAUGGAACUCUGUGCGCGUCUGGUGGCAAGGACGGCCAGACGAUGCUCUGGGAUCUGAACGACUCCAAGCACCUGUACUCGCUCGACGCGGGUGAUGAGAUCAACGCGCUGACUUUCUCGCCCAACCGAUACUGGCUGUGCGCCGCGACUUCGUCGUCGAUCAAGAUCUUUGACUUGGAGAAGAAGAGCUCUGUUGACGAUUUGAAGCCUGAUUUCGCGGAGGGCGGCAAGGAGCCGGAGUGCAUUAGCUUGGCGUGGAGCUCUGACGGACAGAACUUGUUUGCGGGAUACACUGACAACAAGAUCCGUGUGUGGCAGAUUAUGCAGUCGAACUAAGGGAGGGACGAUAAAAAAGGGAAAAGUGUGUAGUGUUUGAUAUUUAUAAGUUAAUGUAAGUUCAAAUAAGAAGAAGUAGAAUAAGUAGAAGAAGAGGAAGUAGAAUUACCGAAAGUAGAAGUCAAACUACCGAAAGCGGAAGUAAAAGCCAAGAGAAUUAAAUUUUUAUUUUUUUUUUUUUUCUUUUUUGCUUAAUUGAGCCUUGUAGAAGUCUCGGCGCCGAUGACGCGAGAAUACAUAAAAGCCUGGAUUCUGUUCUGCUUCUCUUCUUCUUCUU
Myxozyma melibiosi is the source of this 1317-nucleotide messenger RNA. RefSeq names its product G-protein complex beta subunit CpcB. Gene Ontology annotation, biological process: rescue of stalled cytosolic ribosome; positive regulation of protein phosphorylation. The transcript has 4 exons. The coding region runs from base 93 to 1040 and encodes 315 amino acids. Gene Ontology annotation, molecular function: translation regulator activity; ribosome binding; protein kinase C binding. The record is from RefSeq and is a predicted model, not a curated record. Gene Ontology annotation, cellular component: nucleus; cytosol. Lineage: Eukaryota; Fungi; Ascomycota; Lipomycetes; Lipomycetales; Lipomycetaceae.